Molecule: messenger RNA, 4219 nt
Organism: Glossina fuscipes
Lineage: Eukaryota; Metazoa; Arthropoda; Insecta; Diptera; Glossinidae
Exons: 6
Coding region: 38-4219 (1393 amino acids)
Source: RefSeq, a predicted model, not a curated record
UUUUCUCACAAAUUUUUCAAUAUUUUCGACCUUUGCAAUGUCGAUAGAACAUGAAUUUACACGAUGGCUUCGAAGAAACGACAAAAGUUUUGUGGAGAAUCUUCGGUUUGCUAUAAAGGCCUGGCAAUCGGUGGAGUUUUCUUUAAAUACUAAAUAUGAAAUUAUAAUUGAAUGGAUAUCGGAGCAGGACUUACUACAAGACGGUGAUGUAGUUGUCGAAGACUUUGUAGAAUUGCUAACUUUAAAAGUUCACCCAGGUAUUGUAGGUCAGCAAAUUAAGAGACAAUUUGUUGAAUGGUUAUUAAACUUGGCGAAAAGACAUUGUAAUGUUCCUGGUGUAGCGGUCACACGUAAAUGGCCAGAAAUAUUAAAAUUAUUAAUAGAAUUUGAGUUGCUACAAGACUUGUAUCGUGUGGAUUACGAAUUGAAUGCUCGCACCUAUGCAGCAGUUUUCCAAUGCUACGAAGAAUAUCUUAUUCCGAUGCGAAAUGGUACUCCGUUUUUAUUUAAUCAUGAGUCGGAAUUUUUAAUGUCAGUAUUUAACACUUUAAAGGAUUACAUCAAACUUUGUGCAGACAUUAGCAAGUACGAGAAGUGUUUCACAAAAUUCACCAUUGAACCCUUCGUGCGUGUACUGUUAGAAUUACGUCAAAAUUCAUUAGAUUUAUUCGAACAAUUAGUAGAAGUUGAACGAUUGUUAACUAAGGAAUUAUCGGGAUUUGACGCAGCGCUAAGAGUAGUAAAAAUGCCAUUAUAUGUUCGGCUCAUGGUCUUAGAAAGCUCUUUAGUCAAUAGGAAGUGCAUGCCAGAAUUUGUGCAAGAAUUAAUCAAUAGGGGAUUUAACGAUUUCUUUAGUUUGUUAAAGUCAUCCCAAGACCCCGGCUUGGUGUUAAAUGUUGCAGCGUAUACUUUGGAAAUAUUCAACCGCCACGAUAUUAAUUUGAAUAUGAAAAUGAAUGAUAAUAAUAAGACUAUACUUGAAUAUUUGGGUUUUGAAUUAUACAACGGAAUAAAACAAUAUACCGAUACCCAUACACUAGAGGUGUUGUUGUUGUUGCGAGCAGCGCUGCGCUUAAAUCCACUUUUAUUAGAGCAAAAGGUGUUUGAAUUAACAGCCUGCAUAAUGUUAGCUCCCAAAUCGAACGAUCAUGAAGAGAAGCAUUCUUUCGAGGAAUAUUUGGUUCUCUUAAUGGACAUGUUUAGGCGCUUAAGUAGAGCUGAAAAAUUUGUUGCAAAUUUGUUAAAGGCAAUUAAAGAACGGGUUGCCUUUGUUGAAUUCGAUUCCGGAAAAGUGAUCAAAGCAAAGUCGCCAGAACGUAUGCCUUCACCAGCUAAGAAGAAAAAAAAACUGUUUUACACUGAUGAUAAAGAGAUUCAAAUAUGUUUGCGUAUGAUGUUUGACGAUGUCUUUAAACCCCUUGAUAAAAGUAAGUGCGAAUCAGUCACAACGAUAAUUCCAACUGGUCACACUUUUGCAAAAUUGCAAAAUUUCUGGCCAAGUCGAUCGGCGGGUGCAGCAUUUUCAAAGCUUAUAACAAGUUUAAUGUCAAAACCAUCACUUGUUAUAUGGAAAACAUUAUUGUUUUCUUUAAAAGAUAUAUUAAAAAUGUCCGCAACUAAUUUGGAUUUGGAUGAAAAAACUUUGUUUCUAUUUGAUUUUCACGCAGCGCUUUUAAGUCAAUACUUUGCUGGCUGCAAAUUGAUGGAACAGUACGAAACUCAUUUGGACGCCAUAUCAUCGCAGCGCCAAUUUUCUUUCGAAAUUUUAGAAUUAUUUGGAAAAUUUUUACUAGAACGUGAACAUCAAAUUCGAUUAAUGAGUUCUUUUUUGGAAUUGUGUUAUAGUACGGCUUGUUUUGAAUUAACAUUGCUUUACUACAAAGCGGAUAGUUGUCUCGAUGAAUCACUCAACUUUUCCAAAUACGUUGAAGAAAUGCAUUCGUAUCUCAGCCCUCAGGAAUGGGUACUUGUCGAGCAAAGGGUUGUCAAUUUUGGGAAACCCAAUUGCAAAUUUCUACUGCAACGAUUACAAUUACAGCGCGUUCAAGCAAAAAUGCUAUUGUUAUCUCAAGCAACCAAUUUACAAUAUUCCGUUUUCCCAACUCUCUCAACCGAUCCUGUGUUGGUUAAUUUAAUGCUUCAGUCUCCCCAUGCCGAAUGGAUGAUAGCCCAAUUGGAAAUCAAAGAAAAAGAAUUAAUUGCCAAACAUAUUUUAACUAAUCUUGAUCUGUUGCCAAUAGCUUCUCAGGAUCUACAAUUAUUGGAAUUAGUUACAUUAGCCAUUUUUGAAAAUUUAAGCCAAGCUAUUGCGUCGAAACGUUCAAUUUUAAAAUCUCUUACUUCUUAUUUUGAGAAGAUACGGGAAUGCACUGAAAUAGGCGCCUGUGAAGAGCUCAUUAAGAAUUUAAUUGAAAUUGUAAUUGCUCGCUCCGAAGAAGACUAUAAAGUGAAAUCUGUGAAUAGAACUAAAAUACAAAAUGCUCUACAAUUAUUAGGUCAAUUACCGAUCGGUCAGUUAAGGCGGCAACGUAAAACUAUUGCGUUCAUCGUAGAGUUGGCAUUAUAUCGUGACAUAAAAACGGCUCAAGAAGGUGAUCUCGCUGCACAAACCUUAGAAAUUAUAAAAGAUUUACUACAUUUUGGUCAGCGAUUGUUCAUAUUCAAAUACUUUACUACGGAAUCGUUGCUUAAAGUUUUACCUGCUGAUAAUUGUUGGGAGUUAUAUGAAUAUUUCUUUAGCACCAUUAAAGACGAAGAAAAAGGCACUGAGCAAUUUCUGGAAGGUUUAGCCACAAUACUAUUCAACUCCCAGUGUUCUAACAUGUUAACAGCCGCAGAAAGGCGUCUUCUGAUGAUAAGCAUUGAGACGUUAAACUCCGUUAGCGGUGUAAGCGCAAAGCGUCUCAGAAAACAUUUAAACACAUUUCUGGAAAUUUUUAUUGCUUAUGUGAAAAACUAUUUUUCAUCUGAGCAUAACGAUCGCACGACAAAAAGUGACAAAAAAUUCGUCCAAAAUACCUUGUCCGGCUUUAUUUACUAUGCGAAUUCAAUAUUAGCGAAGCAAAGUAACGCUGCAGACGAUAAUAUAAAUAUACUAGAAAUCGAUGAAGAUUUUAGACGUGUUGUUAAAACAUAUAUUGGUCAUUCGAUAGACUACAGUGAUAUUCACGCCUUGAACUUGACGCAUAUCGCCUUAAACUAUCGUGAACAACUGCAUUUCGAUCAAGAUGAGAUCGAAUUUAUUUUGUCUAAUUAUUGGCGGCAAUUAAAUAAAGCCAUAGAUAAAGGCGGGCUAGACGUACAAAAAUUAGAACAAAAUAAGACUGUCGAGCUGGCAGUAAAAAUGAUUACUAGCAAUAAAACCAAUGAAGAUUUUUUGCUUAUAUUAAAAACCAUUAAUAAUGAAUUGAAAGAUGAAAACAUUGUCAGCAUUUUAAGCCUGUUAAGACUUUUAGCGAAAUGCCCUUUUAGUACUGUAAAGGGAGCGAUAUUCAAUGAGAAUUACAAACAGAUAAUUUUUAACAUUAAUUUACGACUGAUAUCAAAGGAGGGUCAACGGAUAUGUAAUUCAUAUCAUAGCUGGUUGCUCGGUCUUUUAAAAUGUCAUCAGGCAAUUAUUGAAAAUAAAAUGGUGCCCAUGUCAGCGGACAGUAUUGACGCUAUUAUGACGUUCCUAGUGGAUCUUAAUAUAAAAUCAUUUUCAUUAAAUGACACUAACCUACAGGAAUUUUAUUCAAUUCAUUUGGCUAUGAUUGCGGUUUGCUUUAGUCUUGUUAAACAUCGACAUCUAUUCUUAAUUGAUCGCGUUCCUCAAUACAUGCAUAUAUUUAAAGAUCUAAUUCAAGCAAUUUUGUGGCAUCAAAGUGAUCGUCGAAAAAAUGUUGGUUUGUCUAAUGAUGAACUUGAUGCUUUAACUGAAUCGUCUCUUAAACUUGAGUCUCUAAUGCAUUUAAUAGCCCAACAGAGUAUAGCUUUUAAACGUGUGGCUCCUUUCGUUUUAAGCUUCAUUAUUAACUUAAUCGUAAGCAAUAAGAGAUCCACAACGUUGUAUAAUAAGAUUAAGACACACAUUGAAAAUAUUUGCUACGAGUUAAUCGCUAUUUGUGAUCAUCGAGUAGGUCGGUUUAUAUUACGUUGCUCAAAUGAAGCUGGCCGUCAAUUAUACGAAUUAUUACUCAAAGACUAUCAAAAGUAUCAUAAAUUUAAGGGAAAAGUGUAA